Messenger RNA from Suillus discolor, 840 nucleotides. RefSeq lists its product as uncharacterized. The record is from RefSeq and is a predicted model, not a curated record. Lineage: Eukaryota; Fungi; Basidiomycota; Agaricomycetes; Boletales; Suillaceae. The transcript has 3 exons. The coding region runs from base 64 to 696 and encodes 210 amino acids.
CAUACACAUUCUUGUAUCGUGAAAAAAUUAGUACUGCACUAUGAUCAUUCAUAACAUUCAUUGAUGCCCCAAGGUACCCAACUCUGCACGUGUCAACAUUGGGCCAGGCUCCGUGAUCAGAGCUGCCAACAACUGCUGAGCCGUCUCCUCAAUGAGAGAACUGCAUUUGCAAAGUCGAUUCCCAACUUCAGUGACCUCAUUACGAAACUCGAACGCGAACCAGAGUCACUAACGAGCUUCCUCAAGUCAAUGGACAGUGCAGCGAAUGCAGCUCGUUGCGACGAUACAGGGUCUCUCAAGCAUACCGGACUUCAGUACAUGCUCGAUGACCCAGCCAAGGAUCGUUUCGACCCCCCGAUACUCAAGUCUCGAAGUAAGGCCUUGCGAGGGUGUAAUCACCCACAGACUGCACGACUAUUAGGUCCCGCACGGGAUAUCGCUGAAUUUGACAUAGAUCCCCAAGCUUAUAUGGACAAGGUGAAUGCGGGAGAGAAGAAGAUCAACGCAAAGCAGUGGCCAUCGAUGUUCUACGACAUGAGCUUGUACGACCCAAAAAACAAGAAGAAGGGAUUACUAGGUUCACGCACUCUAAAUCAGAGCAACACCGGCAAUCCUCAGAACGAUGCCCCUCCUACACCUCCUCGCAGUUCCCCUGGGCCAGCACCUCCUCGCAGCUCCCCAGCUCCUGUUAGUUAGGGUUAGCUAACUAACCACAACUUAAACCCAGGUCUCCAAACUAUGCGAUUGAUGAGUUUUGUUUUUCUUCUUUUGUUUCGCGGUCUCCCGGGUCUCAUUAUAGCUCAAGGUUCAGCGCUCAGCCGUAGCCUCCUGAAGCAAGAU